Messenger RNA from Pseudocercospora fijiensis CIRAD86, 1354 nucleotides. RefSeq lists its product as uncharacterized. The record is from RefSeq and is a predicted model, not a curated record. NCBI's taxonomy places the organism in Eukaryota, Fungi, Ascomycota, Dothideomycetes, Mycosphaerellales, Mycosphaerellaceae. Bases 134 to 1006 code for a protein of 290 amino acids. The transcript is spliced from 2 exons.
UUCCGCCUCUCAGCCCGUCCCUCCCGCAUCUCACUCGCGACUGCUUCUUGUCGCCAGCCACUCAUUGAAACUACCAAGUCGCCGAUCCACGAACACCACCAGUAAUCAGUCAAUCACACCCAGCACCACCGCCAUGGCCUUCCAACCAUACACUCCAAAGCCCAUUACCGACAUCUUUACACACGACACCGACAUUAACAGACGAGAAUGUCGCCGUGUAGUGCCCAUGCGGGUGCUUGCCCUCGGCCUCGGACGCACUGGAACUGCCUCCCUUCGCACAGCUCUGAAGCAAUUGGGCUUUGAUGACUGCUACCACAUGAUGUCUGCAUCUGUGGAGAACCCACCAGACUGUCUGAUGUGGUCCGAUGCACUGGCAGCGAAGUACGACGGCAAGGGAACCUUCGGUCGCGAGCAAUGGGACCAAUUGCUCGGCCACUGCCAAGCUGUCUGCGACUGGCCCGCAGUUGCCUUUGCGAAGGAGCUCAUCCAGGCCUACCCAGACGCCAAAGUCAUCCUUACCACUCGCGACGUCGACAGCUGGCACGCAUCCACAAUGAAGACUGUCCACUGGCGCGCAACUGAGCCAGAGCUCAAGUUUGUAUCCAAAUUUGAUUGGGGAGCAGGUCUCUACCAGCCAAUGCUUUCCAAAUUUUGGACGGAGUUCUGGGAAGGCGACUUCGAGAAGAACGGCAAGCGAAGAUUCAACGAGUACUACGACGAGGUUCGAUCUCUUGUGCCCAAGGAGAAUCUCCUGGAAUACAAGAUGGGCGAGGGCUGGAAGCCACUCGCGGAUUUUCUCGAGGUUCCUGUGCCAGAGGGCAAGAAGUUCCCACGGACCAACGACACCGACGGCUUCGUGGAUCGCUGCCGAAAGAGGAAUCGCAUGCAAAUGAUGAACGUCCUCUUCCGAGCCACGGUUGUUGGUGGCUCAUUGGCAGCGAUCGUCUUCAGUGCCAGCAUGACCAUCCGCAGAUUCUUCGGCAGUAGAGGUGGACUUCUGUCGUAGCACUACUGCACUGCACUAUUUGGCUUCAGCGUUUUGACUACUAUUUGGGCGUCCAAAGGCAUCAGUUGGGAGUUGCGAUCAGCGAGGAUCGCGAUCAGGCAUGGCGUUAUUGCUGCAAGGGAUAUGACUUUGAGCUGCUUCCUUCAUUCACUGUACUAUUCAUGAGAAGGUCUUGGAGCACAUGGAAAGAGGGAUAGAGCUGUUAACCACAGCCGCACUACUCCAACUACAUCGAAAUCCGCCACAACUUUGGCCAACUGCGUAACCUCAGAGAGGUAGCUGUAACAGCGUAGUGAUACAGUCGGUUUAAGCGAAAUUGACUAGCGCUAUACCAACGCGAUCUGGUAU